This is a messenger RNA of Sesamum indicum (sesame), 1038 nucleotides long. RefSeq lists its product as uncharacterized. NCBI's taxonomy places the organism in Eukaryota, Viridiplantae, Streptophyta, Magnoliopsida, Lamiales, Pedaliaceae. The record is from RefSeq and is a predicted model, not a curated record.
AUGUGGGCCAAUACUCAACAGUUUGGGACUAGAUACGACAAUCCUCCGGUGAAUGAGGUAAGUAUAUCUUCCCUUGAUGAUCGUUUUGAUAAACUUUUGUCCCUUGUUGAAGGAUAUGUCGAAGAAAAAUACCAACGGGUGAAGGCUUGUGGAAUAUGCAAUUCCAUGGUACAUCCCACCAAUUUGUGCCCUAUGCUUCAAGAAGAAACCAUCGAGCAUGCCAAUGUUGUUGGAGGACUUUUUGGACCACCACAAAGAGGAUAUGAUCCUCAUUUCAACAUGUACAAUCCAGAAAGGACAGAUUACCCCAGUUUUAGCUAUAUUUCACAAUCUCAAAACUGGCCACCACCUCCUCCACCUAGUCCCACGCCUAGCCCAUCUCUCGAAGACAUGAUGAAAGCACUAGUGACCAACACACAACAGUUCCAGCAACAGACCCAAAUGAGCAUUCAACAGUUCCAACGACAGACCCAGACGAGCAUUCAAAACCUAGAAUCUCAAAUCAGUCAACUGGCGUCAUCUGUUAGUAAAUUGGAAUCCCAAGGUAAAUUACCUUCCCAGUCUGUUGUUGAUCCCAAACAAAAUGCUAGUGUUUUUGUCUUUCGCAGUGAAAAGGAGUUGCAACCAAAUAUGAACGAAAAUGACACCAAGUGUACGGAUGUCCAACAAGGUGAACCAGAUCAAAAGAUGGAAAUUUCUCAAAAGCAGACCAACAAACCCAAAACAGCCGACAGUGAAUAUCACAAGGUGUUGAUGGUCAAAACUCCAUUACCGGAAGGAUUUGUUGAAAAAGAAGAAGGGGAAACGAAGGGAACACUUGAAAUUGUUAGCAUAGUGGUGGUAAACAUUCCAUUGAUCGACGCAAUCAAAAGAGCACCUCACUAUGCAAAGUUCCUCAAGGUCUCUGGUCCGAGAACUUAUAAGAAUAAAGCAUUUCACGACAAAAUAAGUUCGAGGAAGAAUUCUCUCAUGAACCUCAAAGUUUUCCUUGGUCCACACCAUCUUUGGGUGCACUAUGUGAAGAAGAAGAGAAUUUAA